Linepithema humile (Argentine ant) is the source of this 2161-nucleotide messenger RNA. RefSeq names its product acyl-CoA Delta-9 desaturase-like. Gene Ontology annotation, molecular function: stearoyl-CoA 9-desaturase activity; iron ion binding. Gene Ontology annotation, cellular component: endoplasmic reticulum membrane. Gene Ontology annotation, biological process: unsaturated fatty acid biosynthetic process. The record is from RefSeq and is a predicted model, not a curated record. NCBI's taxonomy places the organism in Eukaryota, Metazoa, Arthropoda, Insecta, Hymenoptera, Formicidae.
CUACAACAAUCGAGGCCGCCGAUUGACAAAGCGCGACACGACACCGGAUCGCAAAUCGGGAGCAUGAAACUGGGAGAAUACAUUUCAUCCACAUGAUCGAUUUUGUAAAAGCGAAUACCUGUAGCAACGAGUCGCGCUGCUCUCGGUUUUUGCAACCCGUCACUUCCGUCGCCGAAGCGUGGCUAUCUACCCCCGCGAGAAUCCGGUGCUUUUUAGGGCAAUCGGUACGACGGGCGGGGGAUUUCGUUGACGGCCGUUUUAUACGGGGCGGCGCGAAGAGUUGAUAAGUGGGACAUACACUCCAGCAUCUCGGUAUUUCGUAGUGAACUCGCCAUCAGCUCAGACCAUCCAUCCAGGAGAGAACUGUCAGGAAAAUCUCCGUGUUCUGUGUCUUGAGCUCUCUCGUGAUCCUUGCAGCAAGGAAGUCGCGAUCUUAUUCACGCUUGCACGUCAUCCAAACUAUACUUCAGCAUGGCACCGAAUUUGUUCGGCAAUUCAGCAACUUUAUUCCUUGAAGCCUCACAAGAUAUAUCUCAGAAGAAGUCAGCGGCGGAGAAGGCCGUGACGCAGAAAUUGCCCUUGCAAAAGGCACAAAACUCGAAACCGAAGUACCAAUGGAAGAUCGUCUGGAGAAACGUGAUAGCUUUCGUCUAUCUUCAUCUCGGCUCACUUUAUGGAUUAUACCUUUGUUUCACAGCCGCCAAACUUUACACAACGCUUUGGCUGUUAUUAUACGGAGUUGUGGCAGGCGUCGGCGUUACAGGGGGUGCUCACAGAUUAUGGGCUCAUCGGGCUUACAAAGCAAAAUGGCCGUUGAGAGUCUUUCUUAUGAUUCUGCAGACAGCAGCUUUUCAAAAUCAUAUUUACGAAUGGGUGAGAGAUCACAGAGUCCACCAUAAGUUCACGGAUACAGAUGCGGAUCCGCACAAUGCACAAAGGGGCUUCUUCUUCUCGCACAUGGGCUGGCUCUUGGUGCGCAAGCAUCCGGACGUCAUCAACAAGGGUGCCACGAUCGACAUGAGCGAUCUCGAGAAAGAUCCUGUUAUCAUUUGGCAGCGCAGAUUAUACAUUAUUCUGAUGCCGGUCUUCUGCUUCCUGCUGCCCAGCUGGGUGCCGUGCUACUUCUGGAAUGAAAAGCCUAUGUACUCGUGGUACUGUACUCUAUUCAGGUAUACGCUCUCGCUACAUCUGACGUGGCUGGUAAAUUCCGCGGCUCACAUGUACGGUAUGAGGCCGUACGACAACACCAUCAGCCCCACCGACAGCCUGAGCGUGGGCAUCGUCGCCUUCGGCGAAGGCUGGCACAAUUAUCACCACGUGUUUCCGUGGGACUAUAAGGCUGGCGAGCUGGGCAACUAUCGCACUAACGUCACCACCGCGUUCAUAGAUUUCUUCGCUCGAAUCGGCUGGGCCUACGAUCUGAAGACCGUGGCGGUCGGCAUGAUAAAGAAGCGCGCGGCCAGGACGGGAGACGGCACGAGGUACGAGCGGACGGCCGAUCAUCACGAUCACACGCACGAGGGUGCUGUGUGGGGCUGGGAUGACGCCGACAUGGCGCCUGAGGAUAUGCAAAACGUCGAGAUCAUAAACAAGGGCGACUGAGCCUUGACACUCAGUCACUCGGCACCUUUGUGACAUUGACUGAUUCGAUCGGGACUACGUAGAACAUUCGGCGCGAAUGUGGUUAAUUUAUGAUUUAUGGCUAUUGCGAUGAUUUUGCGAAUUUAUUACGAAAAUCUUAAUAAUCUCUGAAUCGUAAUUUUCAGCUGAUUACAACAGUCGCGUGCUAUAUUGUCGAGCGACAUGAGAAAGUUACUUUUACAGGAUUUGCUACAGAAAUUGGUGCAUCGACGAUCGAAGAACGCAGUGAUAAAAAAUUUACAUUACUUUUUGUCCAACAGCUUGCGUAUAAAAUGCUACUGACGCACGAUUUAAUUUUUUUCAUCUGGCUUGGAAUUAUUGCUUUGAGUCAAUAUGCACAUAUAAUUAUCUCAAUUUGAAAUUUUAAUUAAAUAUGUUUAAUGUAGCAUUUUUUUCAGUAGAAUAAAUUUUCUCAGCGAUUUUUAUAUUCUUAUUACGCAAUACGUGAUAAAAUGUACAUGCAACCUUUGAUAUCAAAUGCAAAUUUCAUGCAAAUAUAUAAAAGAUAAUGUGUAUAAAA